This is a messenger RNA of Eriocheir sinensis (Chinese mitten crab), 4031 nucleotides long. Its product is annotated as probable glutamate receptor. The record is from RefSeq and is a predicted model, not a curated record. Gene Ontology annotation, molecular function: glutamate-gated receptor activity. Gene Ontology annotation, cellular component: membrane. NCBI's taxonomy places the organism in Eukaryota, Metazoa, Arthropoda, Malacostraca, Decapoda, Varunidae. The coding region runs from base 38 to 1966 and encodes 642 amino acids. The transcript is spliced from 14 exons.
GGCGCAGCUCCUGCCUACGCAGCUCCCAACUCCCAAAAUGAUUUGUCUGGCCCGAAUUCUGUUGUUCAUACUUUUGUCCAGUGAAGUAGCAUGGACGGGCUCCGAAAUCCGUCCAUCCCCCGGCAGUGACUGGUUUCAUCGCACUGCAGGAGCCUUAGAAGUUGUGUUAUCGAAAACCACAAACACGGAUGUGACUCUGAUAACCUUUGUGGACCGAAGAUUAUCACAUUAUUACAAUAUUGAGCAAAUGCUACAAAGGUCUGUGUCGAGGGGCGUCGGGGUGUUUCAAGCAGCGGUGGACGGCCAGAAAGGAAACUCAACACUCACACAUUUUGAACGGACGAUUGAAGAGGUCCGGAAGCUGCGUGUGAUGUCGCUUUCCGUCAUCAUGGUGGUGGUGAGCGGUGACCCAGUGUUCCUGCAAGCCUUCGCCGACCUCUCGCUCAAGGGCCGCCUGCAGAUGUGGUCAACGAAGCUCAUCCUCUACACCAACAUGCCCUUACACCUCCUUCAGGGUCUUCACAAGCUCCUCUCCACCAGGAACUGCAUGUUGUUCCUCGCAAAUGAACUAGCGCAGGUGAACGUGUACGUGCAGCCACCAUACAGCGAGGUGGACGCCCUGCCCCUCCUCGUGGCCAAGUGGGGCAAGGGUUGGGGCCUCACGCUCCUCUCACGGCUCACGCUCUUCCCGGAAAAGUACCUCAGGUUUUCCACGGCCCCAAAACUUGUGGUCACCAUCGAACUGUUGCCUCACCACGUCAUUUACUGGAAGGAAGACCCCACAGUCCCGGAGGGAAAGAGACUGGCCUUCACCGGCACGAUGGACAAGACCGUCAGAUACUUCUCCAAAGCCAUGAACUUCACGUACACAUACGUACGCUCCCCCGAGGAGACUUUCGGAACCAGGCUGCCAGAUGGGUACUGGACGGGCAUGAUGGGGAUGGUGGUCAGGGAGGAGGCAGACUUCGGUACCGGUCCCUUCAUCCUCAACGAAGCCAGGGCCUCGGCGGCAGACUUCACUUCUACUAUUUGGAUGGACAACAUGAGGAUUGUGAGUGGUCGAGGAAGCCCCGAAGUGGACCCGUGGGGCUUCCUGUUCCCCCUGAGGCCCAUGGUGUGGAUGGCCCUCAUUGCGGCACUGUUCGUGAUAAUGGUCGUGAUCAAGUUUCUGGCUGUGUUCAACCUUAAUAUUCCCGCGACGACAAACGCCUUCAGUAUGGUCCGUGUCCUCCUGCAGCAGGAUGAGCAUACGGGUAACAAGACGUGGAGUUGGGAGCGUCUGGUGCUGGGGCUGUGGAUGCUGACGAUGCUGGUGCUGACCAAGAGCUACGCCGGGAACCUCAUGUCCCUCCUGGCUGUAAAAUACGUCCCACAGCCCUUCCAGACCCUGAGGGACGUCCUCGACGACAGCAAAAUAAUAUCAAUAUGGCAGAGAUACUCGUCCAAUGAACAAUUUCUCCGCGAAGUUGAUUCCGGCAUCUACCACGAGGUGGCGGAGCUGGAGAAGGAAAGUCGCCUCAUGUUCCGCACACAAGGCGAAUUCCCAGAGAGCCUGCGAACCCUGGUGAGGCCCGGCCACCACAUCCUCAUCGACGCGGGGGUCACCGUCAGGAACCUCAUAGCACAGCAGUUUUCGAUGACCGGUCAAUGUGAUUUCUUCCGCUCUAAGGAGGGUUUUCUACCUUUCAGCGCCGUCGUCACCACCCAACGCAACAACCCUCUAAUGAACGGCCUCGAUAAACGGGUCAUGGAGCUUAUGGAGUCAGGCCUCUUUCGCUAUUGGUUCCGAACUGGCAUUCCCAACUCCAGCUACUGCGACAACCCGCCACGGAGGUUCCUCGAGACCACUGCCCUGGCCGCCACCAACCUCUGGGGAAUGUUCGUGGUUCUGGCUGGCGGCUUGGCUACGAGUUUGUUGGCCCUGGUUGUGGAGAUACUUGCUGACAGUGGUCGCCCUAUGAACUGAAGGACCACACACCACAGAUGGCCAACGUACUUUCCUGCAGAGAGCGCCUGAGAAUGAAGGACGACUCAGACCUCAGCGCAGCACCAGAGUUGUCUACACCGUUUAAAAAGUGUAGUUAGCCCCCUCUCCCCCCAAAAUGAAAAUAAAUGCACCCCCCGAAUAUGUAAUCCAGAAUCUAUUAUCAACGGUGACUACUUAUGACUAAAGGCCGUGUCGUGAUAUCCUCGGUAUUGCUCACGAUCACAGAACUUCUUGGGUUAACUUUGUGAAUAUCAAGAGUGCAUGGGCAGGCUACUCCAUCUUGUUGGAAAAAAAUCAGGGCUUACACGAAGGCAAUACGUGGAUGCGAAGGUGAUUUUUUAACUCCUAUAUGUAAUAAUUAAUGUGGCAUCAUCGCUUUGAUAGUGGACCUUAGGAAGUUUGUCACAUCCUCUGGCACUAAUUCCUAUUAUGCAAUAUAUGGUAUCCUUUAGCAUAGGCUGUCUUAUGCAGUGCUAUUACCUAUUUUUAUUUUACGAUUAUUGGACACUUUAAGAUAAGACAGUUACUGGCUGAUUAUGAGGGUAUAGAAAAUGGGGAACUUCAUAUAAAAAAUCAUGAGUCGUUGCUUUUCAUGAGGGAAUAGAAGCUGGGGAUCUUUAUAUAGAAAAUCAUGAGUGGCUGAUCUUCAUGGGGGAAUAGAAACUGGGGAGCUUAAUAUAGAAAAUCAUGAGUGGCUGAUCUUCAUGGGGGAAUAGAAACUAGAGAACUUAAUAUAGAAAAUCAUGAGUGGCUGAUCUUCAUGGGGGAAUAGAAACUGGGGAACUUAAUAUAGGAAAUCAUGAGUGGCCGAUCUUCAUGGGGGAAUAGAAACUGGGGAACUUAAUAUAGGAAAUCAUGAGUGGUUGAUCUUCAUGGGGGAAUAGAAACUGGGGAACUUAAUAUAGGAAAUCAUGAGUGGUUGAUCUUCAUGGGGGAAUAGAAACUGGGGAACUUAUAUAGGAAAUCAUGAGUGGCCGAUCUUCAUGUGGGAAUAGAAACUGGGGAGCUUAAUAUAGGAAAUCAUGAGUGGUUGAUCUUCAUGUGGGAAUAGAAACUGGGGAGCUUAAUAUAGAAAAUCAUGAGUGGCCGAUCUUCAUGUGGGAAUAGAAACUGGGGAGCUUAAUAUAGAAAAUCAUGAGUGGUUGCUCUUCAGAUGGUAACACUGCCUCCACGCGGGCCGAGGACGAGUAGGCUAGAGGUGCUUGGGUAAUUACUUUCCCUUGAGUAACACUGCUGCCACUUUGAAAGCAGUUAAUCAGCAUUUCCGCCUCCAUAUAACAGUUAUGUAUUGCGACCCUUAACUAAAAUAUGAUAGCACAAGUUGUAUUUCUGAAGGCAUGCGGACUCUACACAACUACCCGGAUAUUCCCGACGCAACAGACAACCUUCACAGGGUCAUGACUGUUAGGAGGGAGAGAGAAAUGGAGUUUUGGGGGAUUUUGUCAUUCUUGGAGGGAGAGAGAAAUGGAGUAUUGGGGGAUUUUGUCAUUCAUCUUUCCUUUUUCUCAGCAAAUGGUGGCGGUGGUGGUUGUAGUAGUCAAGUAGUGGAGAGGCUCGCCAUGUCCUACUAUAGUUUUACCGAGGCAUGGAAACACAUAUUAUAUAAACACUGCCAAGUAAUUAUAUCUUCUGCUUUCCCUGAGCCAGCAGAAAUUUGACAACCUGAGUUCACGAGGCAACCAGAGGCUAUAUACCAAGAACAAUGACUAGAGCUAUAAAACUAUGAUUAUAAAGCUAUAUGACAAAGCUCCUGGUAGACUCAGGGCUUUGAUAUGCGAGACAGCAGACAACCAGUUAAUCAAGGGUGAGGUUGUUCUACUACAGCAUCGCUAGACUCUUGCUGUACUGUUUUCGUGAGGCAGGGGGAACAAGAGGUCACAAAAAGCAACCCCUCGCCUCGUCAAGUUAAUGGCGUCUGCACCAGCACAGGUUAUAUCCUGAAAACCGGCUAGUAUUUAAUCGGUUCCUGGAUACCCAAGUAUACCUCAGAGAAGGCAUAGGAUUUUCCAAGUAAUACCCGGUUAGGUGGCUUUAGUAAUAUAUA